Molecule: messenger RNA, 4596 nt
Organism: Nomascus leucogenys (northern white-cheeked gibbon)
Lineage: Eukaryota; Metazoa; Chordata; Mammalia; Primates; Hylobatidae
Gene: ZNF154
Product: zinc finger protein 154
Biological process (GO): central nervous system development; regulation of transcription by RNA polymerase II
Cellular component (GO): nucleus
Molecular function (GO): RNA polymerase II cis-regulatory region sequence-specific DNA binding; DNA-binding transcription factor activity, RNA polymerase II-specific
Source: RefSeq, a predicted model, not a curated record
AUGGCUCUAUGGAAUGAUGUACAUAUUUGGAUUGGCAGCCUUAGGGAGCGUCUGAUAAUAAUUUUAGCCUCUGGGAGCCUGCUGAACUUUAUGAAGUGUGAAAUAAUAUUCCCCAAACACUUGGGUGAUCAGUUGCAGAUGGCACCUCUAAUAAGCUGUCUGAUUACGACCCAUUUAAGAAAGGGCGAAGCCCCUCCACUGCCCUAGGACUUGGAUAAGCCAUUUAUCAUCGCCCAGGGCCCUGGAGCUUCGCUUUUACUCCAAGAGGUUGAUGCAAAGGGUCCCCGGCACCGACCUCGGGAUCUAUGAAAACUACAUUACCUAGAAUGCUCUGCGUUGAACGCCACGCUACUAAGCCAGUAAGCUCAGAAGACCGACUUUGAGAGUCACAAAAAGAAAGGACGGGACUUUUGGGGGUCCUCUUCGCGGCGGCCAUUUUGGCUUCUCUGAGGUGUGUUCACCGGAUCAGAGAUAGCAGAGCACCGGGUUGGGGCCACGAAGGCGUGAGGGGAGUCGUCGUCCCUGCUGCACAAAAGCGUCUAAGCCUUGGCUACGCCGCCCUGGGGGACCCACGUCAGGCCCGGGAUAGGGACCGCUGUCCCCGGGUCCCUACCUUGGUCGCCCGCCGCUCCUGGCCCAGCUCUACCCACAGAGUCUAAUGGCAGCGGCCACUCUGAGGACGCCAGCUCAGGGCACUGUGACCUUUGAAGAUGUGGCCGUACACUUCUCCUGGGAGGAAUGGGGUCUCCUUGAUGAGGCUCAAAGAUGCCUGUACCGUGAUGUGAUGCUGGAGAACUUGGCUCUUUUAACCUCUCUAGAUGUUCAUCACCAGAAGCAGCACCUUGGAGAAAAACAUUUCAGAAGCAAUGUGGGCAGAGCCUUGUUUGUGAAGACCUGCACAUUCCAUGUGUCAGAGGAGCCUUCCACCUGCAGAGAAGUUGGGAAGGACUUCCUGGCCAAGUUGGGAUUUCUCCAUCAACAGGCCGUUCACACUGGGGAGCAAUCAAAUAGCAGAAGCGAUGGUGGGGCCAUCAGUCACAGAGGAAAAACUCAUUACAACUGUGGAGAACACACAAAAGCAUUCAGCCGUAAACACACACUUGUUCAGCAGCAGAGAACCCUCACUACAGAAAGAUGUUACAUAUGCAGUGAAUGUGGGAAAUCCUUUAGCAAAAGCUACAGCCUCAAUGACCAUUGGAGAGUUCACACUGGAGAAAAGCCUUAUGAAUGUCGAGAGUGUGGGAAGUCCUUUAGGCAAAGCUCUAGUCUCAUUCAGCACCGGAGAGUUCACACUGCAGUACGACCUCAUGAAUGUGAUGAAUGUGGAAAAUUAUUUAGCAACAAGUCUAACCUCAUUAAACAUCGGAGAGUUCACACUGGGGAAAGGCCAUAUGAGUGCAGUGAAUGUGGGAAAUCCUUUAGCCAAAGGUCUGCACUCCUUCAACAUCGGGGAGUUCACACUGGGGAGAGGCCUUAUGAGUGCAGUGAAUGUGGGAAGUUUUUUACAUAUCAUUCCAGCCUCAUAAAGCACCAGAAAGUUCAUAGUGGAUCCAGGCCUUAUGAGUGCAGCGAAUGUGGGAAGUCAUUUAGCCAAAACUCUAGCCUCAUUGAACACCAUAGGGUUCACACUGGAGAAAGACCUUAUAAAUGCAGCGAAUGUGGGAAAUCCUUUAGCCAAAGGUCUGCACUCCUUCAACAUCGGGGAGUUCACACUGGGGAAAGGCCAUAUGAGUGCAGUGAAUGUGGGAAGUUCUUUCCCUACAGCUCCAGUCUCCGAAAACACCAGAGAGUUCACACUGGAUCAAGACCCUAUGAGUGCAGUGAAUGUGGGAAAUCCUUUACUCAAAAUUCCGGCCUCAUUAAGCACAGGAGGGUUCACACUGGGGAGAAGCCUUAUGAGUGCACAGAAUGUGGGAAAUCCUUUAGCCAUAACUCCAGCCUUAUUAAACAUCAGAGAAUUCAUAGUCGAUAAAAGCCUUAUGAGUGGCAAUGUGGAAAAUCUGUUAGCACCCUGGAGAAAGUCCUUGAGAACACAGUGAAUGUCAGAAAGCUUCAGCUGAAGGCCAUAUCUCAUUGAGUGCCACACAGUUCACAAGGGAAAGACACUUUUGAUAUGUAGGGAUGUCCGGUUGAUAUAACAGCUCUGAAGGAGAUCCCUUAUGAGGGUGGCAUCAGCCUGAAUUGAACAUCCUAUAUCUGAACAUCUCCAUAAAUUCCAGGUAUGUGCGAACUGCAUUGCACCCUUUGCCCUGCCCAGGGCCCAUGUCAGAUUUAUGUCUCUGCUGAUACUAUAGUGGAAGCCAUUUUACCUCUACUGCCUGGCAGGUGACCACCAGUAUGCACCACUCACCCAUCCCAGUGUAUUCAGGCCAUGGACCUGACCCAGUUUGGCCCAGAGGACUCUGCUGGUGACCUGAAAAGAGGGACUACAUAUUUCAGGAUAUUGUUGGUCUCACAUGACUCUUGAUAGAGUUUGCCAGCCUUCAAAUCAACAACUGUGGGAACCACCUGCCUCUUAUUGCAUUGCUGUGUUCAAUUACAAAAAAAGAUGGAAAAGACUGUUAUGAAGCCAGAUGAACCUUUCUCCAGUCUUCCUUCACUAUUUUUUUUCCUUCACCAUUUAUCAUUUCAUAGUCAUUUAUGUUUCAUCGGUCCUCAUGUGUACUAGUGGGUUAUUUUACUUAUAAUCCCAGACAUCAUAUCAUUUAAUGCAUAGCCUCUUCAGAAUGCAAUUUUAAAAUGUAAAGGCUCUUUUAUAACCCCCCCAAAAAAUCACACAAAUAUAUUUUAAAAUGUAAAUAUUUUAUCGCUUCUGUUUUCUCAGUUGUCUAAAACAAUGCGUUUCUUAAGGAAGAUCAUUUGUAUUCAGGAUCCAAAUGUAUAUAUAAUAGCUUUCAGGAGUUGUAUCUCAUAAGUCUGUAACCUACAGGUUCCAUUUACCUUUGUUUUCUUAUUUCUUGAAGUUGCUGAGUCUUUUUUUAUUAGAAUUUGCUGUAUUCUAGAUUUGGCUUAUUGAAUCUCUGACACUGUUUAACUUGUACACUAGAUGUUGAUGAAAUCGGUGAUUGAGAUUUUGUCUCAGCAGACAGGUGUGUGAGGGCAACAGUGAAAUAAAUACGAAACCUUUCCCAACCCAGAAAUCCUCUCCACGAAGGUAGAGACAGAGUUUUGUUAAGCAUUAAACCAGAAUGUGAUGCACAUCACAGACAAUCCACUAAGAAAUUGCAAGGUAAGAAAAAAGCCUCACUCCUUCAUAUGGCCUAGCAGAUGUAGUCCAUUACAUACAUGUUUUCAAGAUAAACAACAAGAAGUCCUCAAACACGAAUUUGACAGCAUCAUUUGUCACACAUAGUUCAUCCUAACAGGUGAUGCUCUAUUACCUUACUGGCUUUACCUAGAGAAAAAACAAACUUAUCAUAUCUUUAUGACAGAGGAUAAUGAGGGAAGCUGCCUUGGGGCUGCUGGAUGAUACAUCAGGCAAGGACAGUGCGAACUUCCAGCAAGGCAGCUCUAGUUGGAGCCCUGAUUUCUUUCCAAGGUGAGGAGAGGGUGAUGAUAGUACCCUUGGGAAGGGGAGUGAAAGGUGCUGAGGGACUGUGGUAUUUAUAGCUGAAGGGUUUCCUGGGGGCUGCGGGUCUCUUGUCUUUGCCACUCUGCCUCAACACUGAAACUGUCCAUUCCCUACUUGGAGGCUGCACCCAAAACCUCCCUCUGCUUUCAUGCUCUGGCCUCCCCCUGCAGGCUACCACCCUGGGUCUUGGUGCUUGCAGCACUUCCAGUGCCUGGCUGCCCCAGGCCCUCUGCUGCCUGGGUUUAGUCCCUCCUCUGCCACUGCCCAACAUCAGGACUCUGCCGGUUUUGCAGCCUCUUGGUACCUCAGUUUUAUGUUUGUGGAAUAUGGGUGCUCACAGUACUCUCUGGGAUCCUGGCAAAAGGUGUGGUAGGCACGUGGUAAGCAGGGCCGAGCACUAUCCCCAGCACCUAGUGAGUUGAUGCCUUAUCAUUUAUCUGAUCCAGGCAGGUCUUAAGGUACAAGAGAAAGAGAAAUGGGGCUUCUUAGAACCCCCUGACCCCACAGCUUCUACUUGGAUGGAAUUUCUGGAAGAAGCACUGGCUGCAGAGUCCAAAGACCUCACUGUGAAUUUCUGAAGGACUCCUUCCCAAGGAAGUGACCUUGAGAAAGUCCCAAACAACCCCUGUCAAGGACUUGACUGACAACAGCUUCUCUAAUGUUUGUCUCCCUUUCCAAUUUAAGAACAAAUGGAUGAAAUCAAGUAUGUGUCCCUAACCAAUCACAGAGUAGGCCCUAUUUGUAGUUAGCCUGCCUUCAGCUUCCUCAGGCCCACAGACUCCAAUUAGGCACAUCUAAAGCCUUCCCUUUUUUCUACUCUGAAGAAUUCCAGCUGGGCGGCGCGGUGGCUCACACCAGGGACGGGCUGAGUGGGCUGGGGCUGGGCUGGGUUAGUGACUAGAGACCUUGGCCCUGCCUGCUCUCUUUCCCCUCCCCUUCCCUCCCUUCCUGUGUGAUGGUCAGUGUCUGCCCCUCUUUGAACCUCAGUGGUUGAUUAGAAUAAAACGAAGGGAAAAGGAGGCUGG